This is a messenger RNA of Delphinapterus leucas (beluga whale), 1594 nucleotides long. Lineage: Eukaryota; Metazoa; Chordata; Mammalia; Artiodactyla; Monodontidae. The record is from RefSeq and is a predicted model, not a curated record.
GGACGCUGGAGGGCGCGCUAGAGCGGCGCGGCCCGGCCUGGGGUGGGCGAGCCGGCCAUGGAGGACGAGCAGAGCUUCUCAGAUAUUUGUGGCGGCCGCCUGGCCCUGCAGCGCCGCUUCUACUCCCCUUCCUGCCUGGAGUUCUGCCUCAGCUGCCCUCGGAUCACCUUGCGCUCGCUCACCGCUGUCACCUGCACCGUGUGGCUAGCGGCCUACGGACUCUUCACACUCUGCGAGAACACCAUGAUCCUCUCCGCUGCCAUCUUCAUCACUCUCUUAGGCCUGCUUGGUUACCUCCAUUUUGUGAAGAUUGAUCACGAGACUCUGUUAAUCAUUGAUUCCCUUGGCAUCCAGAUGACCUCGUCCUAUGCCUCAGGCAAAGAAAGCACCACCUUCAUUGAGAUGGGCCAGGUGAACGAUGUUGUCAUUAAUGAGGCUAUUUACAUGCAGAAGGUGAUUUACUACCUCUGCAUUUUAUUGAAGGAUCCAGUGGAACCACAUGGGAUAUCCCAAGUAGUACCUCUCUUCCAGAGUGCCAAGCCCCGGCUGGACUGCUUGAUUGAAGUGUACAGAAGCUGCCAGGAUAUCCUGGCACACCAGAAAGCCACAUCAACGAGCCCGGAGGGCGGAGACAAGAUCAUCUCUGCAUCCAACAGAAGGUCUCACUCGGGGAUGGGGGCAUAUUGGCAUCGUCAGGAAGACAAAAGUGAACAGGAUCAUGAUCCAGCUUCGAGGAUAGGACACUCUGUGUGAUUACAUACAAAGUUUUGUGCACACCAGAUACCCAGUGAAGAAAAGUUCCAUCUGCAAUUACUUUUAGCCACCUGGCCUUCCAGCAGGAGAAAUUAACUGGUGCCUGAGUAGUCAGAUCCCUCUGUGGCUGCACCAGGUCAGCAGAGAUGUAUUUGUUUAGGUUACACGUUGUUCUUUCAAACUUUUUUUAAAAUAAAAACAUUCUCAAGAGGAACAUCAUAUCAAGUCUGAACUCUGUUGUGGAUUAGUUGACCCUAUCUUUUUUUUCAAGGGUAGGAUUGGGAAAGAAGUCAAUAAAGGAAAGUUAAGGAUCGCCCAGAAAUAACCCUGGCCCGGAAGCCAUGAGUCACAACUGCUCUGGACCAGGGAAAGCUGGAGUAGGCAAGAAAUGGGUGGAAAGAUAGUGACCCCUAGUGGUUGCGGGUGGGCGCUGCAGACUGAACUGGCUCAAACAUGACCGAAUCCAGGAGAAACUUAGUUCCUGAGGGUGUGGUAACCGCUCCUUCGGCUGGAAACCACCCACACUUACCUGAGCAGCAAAGAGCUUAGCACCAAAGAGGGGCCAUUUCCGGGCCACUGUCAGGUAGAUGCGGAUGCACUCAGGAGAGGAGCAGCCUUGCAGUGCUGCCCACUUUGUGGUCAGCUGAUCUGCCAGGUGCCUGGUUUAGACGGAUGGAGAGAGAUGGUGCCAUGUUUCUGUUGCAGCUCUGAGGUUCUCCCCAACUCUGCAGCCCAUGCCUCCCUACAGUGACUCCCUGCAAGACCUUGCAGCCUACCUCAGCUGUUCCAGGGGGGCCCCGUGUCUGUAGCGCCUUGGGUAGAACCUGUCUAGGACCUGCUG